UCAGUAAAUCAAGGCAUUCAACCAUCUCCAUAGCUAGCUAGUGAACCGAUCCACCAGCACCGCUCAUCUCGCAAGGAAAAAUAACCUUCGGCCGAAAGCACCGAAUGCAGUGGAAGCCCGUAUGGUGGAGAAUGAAGCAUUGCUAUAAUGGGUGUAUGUGACAAAAACGGAACUGUACAAUCUUUUUAUGUCCCUAUACUCUGAUUAUUGAUCUAGACGUAAUUCAGCCUCCAAAUCCUGCUGGUUUUCUAUGGUGUUCUAGUCUUUUCUCGUAGAUCGUCUAAGGAAAAGCGGAAUAACCCGGGUGUGAAAACCCCACAGUCGCAACCAUGUCUGGGGCCUCGGUGAAAGUUGCGGUGAGAGUGCGCCCCUUCAAUUCGAGGGAGACCAGCAAAGAAUCCCAAUGCAUCAUUCAGAUGCAAGGCAAGACCACCACUAUCCAGAACCCCAAGAACCCCAAAGAAGCAGCCAAGUCCUUCAACUUUGAUUACUCCUACUGGUCACACACUACUCCGGAGGACCCCAGCUUCGCCUCACAGUGCCUGGUGUACAAUGACAUCGGCAAAGAGAUGCUCCAGCAUGCCUUUGAGGGCUACAACGUCUGCAUCUUCGCCUACGGCCAGACGGGCGCGGGCAAGUCCUACACCAUGAUGGGCAAACAGGAAGAAGGACAGGAAGGCAUCAUACCUCUGCUCUGCGAAGAUCUCUUUGAGAAAAUCAAUGACAACAACAAUGAAGACAUCUCCUUCUCGGUGGAGGUCAGCUUCAUGGAGAUCUACUGUGAGCGUGUGCGGGACCUACUCAACCCCAAGAACAAAGGCAACCUGCGUGUGCGCGAGCAUCCACUGCUGGGACCCUACGUGGAAGACCUGUCCAAACUGGCUGUCACCUCCUACACCGAUAUCGCCGACCUCAUGGACGCUGGAAAUAAGGCCAGGACGGUGGCCGCCACCAACAUGAACGAGACCAGCAGCCGCUCACACGCUGUCUUCACCAUCGUCUUUACGCAGAAGAAGCACGACAACGAGACCGACCUCUCCACUGAAAAGGUCAGCAAAAUCAGCCUGGUGGAUCUGGCAGGCAGCGAGCGUGCUGACUCCACAGGAGCCAAGGGGACAAGGCUAAAGGAGGGAGCCAACAUUAACAAAUCCUUGACCACGCUGGGGAAGGUUAUCUCUGCACUGGCUGAAGUGGAUAACUGUACCAGCAAGAGCAAGAAGAAGAAGAAGUCAGACUUCAUCCCUUACAGAGAUUCUGUGCUCACAUGGCUGCUGCGGGAGAACUUGGGUGGAAACUCCCGAACCGCUAUGGUGGCUGCGCUCAGUCCGGCCGACAUCAACUACUUAAUUUAAACCCUCAGCACCCCAAGGUAUGCAGACCGUGCCAAGCAGAUCAAGUGCAAUGCAGUCAUCAACGAGGACCCCAACGCCAAGCUGGUGCGCGAGCUCAAGGAUGAGGUCUACCGCCUCAAGGAUCUGCUCCGUGCCCAGGGCCUGGGCGAUAUCCUGGACAUGGACCCAAUGGGGGAUGAGUGCCCGGGAGGUGGAAGCAAAUACCUGAAAGAUAUUCACAACAGUCAGCAUAGAUACUUACUAGCCUCAGAGAACCAACGCCCUGGCCAUUUCUCCACAGCCCCUAUUGGUUCCCUGACAGCCUCCCCGUCCUCUGGCUCGCUCUGCAGCCAGGUGGGCCUGACGUCCGUCUCCAGCAUCCAGGAGCGCAUCAUGUCCACGCCGGGAGGAGAAGAGGCCAUCGAGCGGCUCAAGGAAUCAGAGAAAAUUAUCGCAGAACUUAAUGAAACUUGGGAGGAGAAGCUCCGCAAGACUGAGGCCAUCCGAAUGGAGAGGGAGGCCCUCCUGGCUGAAAUGGGCGUGGCAAUCCGAGAGGAUGGGGGAACGCUUGGCGUAUUCUCUCCGAAAAAGACUCCUCACCUGGUCAACCUGAAUGAGGACCCGCUCAUGUCGGAGUGUCUACUGUACUACAUCAAAGAUGGCAUCACAAGGGUGGGCCAAGCUGACGCAGAGAGACGCCAGGACAUUGUUCUGAGUGGAGCCCACAUCAAAGAGGAGCACUGCAUCUUCUGCAGCGAGAAGAACGGCAAUGGAGAUGUGAUCGUCACGCUGGUGCCUUGUGAGGGAUCUGAAACUUAUGUCAAUGGCAAACGUGUCAUUGAUGCUGUACAGCUGCGGUCAGGAAACCGCAUCAUCAUGGGGAAGAACCACGUAUUCCGCUUUAACCACCCAGAGCAGGCGCGCGCUGAGAGGGAAAAGACCCCAUCAGCUGAGACCCCCGUCGAGCCUGUGGACUGGACCUUCGCCCAGAGGGAGCUGCUGGAGAAACAGGGCAUUGACAUGAAACAGGAGAUGGAGAAGAGAUUGACUGAAAUGGAGAUCUUGUACAAGAAGGAGAAAGAAGAGGCAGACCAACUUCUUGAGCAACAGAGACUGGUAUAUGAGAGCAAGUUACAGGAGCUUCAGAAGCAGGUGGAGACCCGCUCACUCGCGGCGGAAACACCCGAUGAAGAGGAGGAAGAGGAGGAGGAGGAGGAAGUGCCGUGGACCCAGCAUGAGUUUGAGUUGGCCCAGUGGGCCUUCAGGAAGUGGAGGUACCACCAGUUCACCUCGCUGCGCGAUCAGCUGUGGGGCAAUGCUGUGUACCUCAAGGAGGCCAACGCCAUCAGUGUAGAACUCAAGAAGAAGGUGCAGUUCCAGUUUGUGCUGCUGACGGACACUCUGUACUCGCCUCUGCCCCCGGAGCUCCUGCCGCCCGAGCCCGAGAAGGACCGCGACCUGCGGCCGUUCCCCCGCACCGUGGUGGCCGUGGAGGUGCAGGACCUGAAGAACGGCGCCACGCACUACUGGUCGCUGGAGAAGCUUAAGCAGCGUCUGGAACAGAUGCGUGAGAUGUACGACCGGGCGGGGGAGAUGGCCUCGUCCAACCAGGGAGCGGAGGAAGGCGGCGAGGGGGCACUGACGGGCAGCGACCCCUUCUACGACCGCUUCCACUGGUUCAAGCUGGUGGGCAGCUCCCCCAUCUUCCACGGCUGCGUGAAUGAGCAUCUGGCCGACCGCACGCCCUCACCCACCUUCUCCACGGCCGACUCGGACAUCACUGAGCUGGCCGAUGAGCGCCAGAGCGAGAUGGAGGACUUCAUGGAUGACGAGGCCUUUGUUGACGACACUAGUUCAGACGCUGGCACCGAGGAGGGCUCGGACCUGUUCAGCGACGGCCAGGACCCCUUCUACGACCGAUCCCCCUGGUUCACCCUGGUGGGAAGGGCUUUUGUGUACCUGAGCAACCUGCUAUACUCAGUCCCCCUGGUGCACCGUGUUGCCAUAGUAACGGAGAAGGGCGACGUGCGGGGCUUUUUGCGUGUAGGGGUCCAGGCCAUUGCAGCUGAUGAGGAAGCUCCAGACUAUGGCUCAGGAGUAAGGCAGUCAGGCACAGCUAAGAUCUCCUUUGAUGACGAGUACUUCAAAAAGGCCGAUUUCUCCACCACGGCCAUGACCCGCUCUGGGAUCUCUCUGGAGGAGCUGCGCAUUGUGGAGGGCCAGGGUCAAAGUUCAGAGGUCAUUACACCCUCAGAGGAGAUGAACAGGAUGAAUGAAAUGGACCUGAAGCUGGGCAAUGUGGAGGGGAAGCUGGUCCAUGGCGAGGGUCUAGCGGGCCAGCUGGAAGUGGGCAGCAUCUUUACCUUCCGCGUGACUGUCCUGCAGGCUAGUGGCAUCCUGCCUGAGUACGCCGACAUCUUCUGCCAGUUCAACUUCCUACACCGCCAUGAUGAGGCCUUCUCCACAGAGCCCCUGAAGAACACCGGCAAAGGCACCCCACUGGGCUUCUACCACGUCCAGAAUGUCUCUGUGGAGGUCACCGAGUCUUUCAUCGAGUACAUCAAGACCAAGCCCAUCGUGUUCGAGGUUUUCGGCCACUAUCAGCAGCACCCGCUCCACUUCCAUGGCCAGGAUCUCCUCAGCCCUAUCCAGUCCUCAAGGAAGUAUUACCCCCCACCAAUGCCUCUGUCCAAACCAGUUCCUGCUACCAAGCUGAACACCAUCAGCAAGUCCAACCUGGGCCAGUGUGUGAGCAAGUACGACCUGCUGGUGUGGUUUGAAAUCAGCGAGCUGGAGCCAACUGGAGAGUACAUCCCAGCUGUAGUGGAUCACUCAGGUGGCUUGCCUUGCCAUGGAACUUACCUGCUGCACCAGGGUAUCCAGCGUAGGAUCACGGUCACCCUCAUCCAUGAGAAGGGCAGUGAGCUGCACUGGAAGGACGUCAGAGAGCUGGUGGUUGGUCGAAUUAGGAACAAGGCAGAGGUGGACGAUUCUGCAGCAGAUGCAGUCCUAUCACUCAACAUCAUAUCAGCCAAAAACAUCAAGUCCUCUCACAACUCCAACAGAACCUUCUACCGCUUUGAGGCCGUGUGGGACAGCUCUCUGCACAACUCUCUCCUGCUCAACCGUGUGACUCCAUACGGAGAGAAGAUCUACAUGACCUUGUCGGCAUACCUGGAGCUUGACCACUGCAUCCAGCCCGCUAUCAUUACCAAAGACAUCUGCAUGGUGUUCUACUCCAGAGACGCCAAAAUCUCCCCUCCCCGCUCGCUGCGGAACCUCUUUGGCACAGGCUACUCCAAGACUCCCGACUGCAACAGAGUGACUGGUAUCUACGAGCUGAGCUUGUGCAAGAUGUCUGACACAGGAAGUCCAGGCAUGCAGCGAAGGAGACGGAAGGUUCUGGACACCUCGGUGGCGUAUGUGCGUGGGGAGGAGAACCUGGCGGGCUGGAGGCCCGGGGACAGCCUGAUCCUGGAACACCAGUGGGAACUAGAGAAGCUGGAACAGCUGCAUGAGGUGGAGAAGACGCGUCACCUGCUGCUCCUGCGUGAGAAGCUGGCUGAGACGGCGCCCCACAAGUCGCUGAGCGAGUCGCUGUCGCCCAGCAUGAGCAGUGGCACCCUCAGCACAUCCACCAGCAUCUCCUCGCAGAUCUCCAGCACCACCUUCGAGAGCGCCAUUACACCCAGCGAGAGCAGUGGCUACGACUCGGCCGACAUCGAGAGCCUGGUGGACCGGGAGAAAGAACUGGCCACCAAGUGCCUGCGUCUCAUGACCCACACCUUCAACAGUGAGUACAACCAGGUGUGCAACAGCAUCAGUGACUGCAAGCUCUCGGACAUCUCCCCCAUGGGUCGUGACCCCUCGGUCACCAGCUUCAGCAGUGCCACCCUCACCCCCUCCUCCACUUGCCCCUCGCUGUCCGAGUCUCGCUGCAGCUCCACGGAUCAGAAGACUCCGGAGAACAACUCCCGCGCUUCCAGCCCUGGCUGCUCCGACUAUGAGAACUUCCCCAUGGUGCCCACCCUGGAGACGUCCUACCUGGCCCGCGCCGGCAAGCAUGAGUUCCUCAACCUGGUACCCAACAUAGAGGAGAUGAGGCCUGGGGCGGUGGUGUCCAAGAAGGGAUUCCUGAGCUUCAUGGAGCCGCGCUCCAACUCGUGGGUGAAGCACUUUGUGGUGGUGCGCCGGCCCUACGUCUUUAUCUACAACAGUGACAAGGACCCCGUGGAGAGGGGAGUGCUCAACCUGUCCACGGCCCAAGUGGAAUACAGCGAAGACCAGCAGGCCAUGCUGAAGACUCCCAACACAUUUGCCGUGUGCACCAAGCAUAGAGGGAUCCUGUUACAAGCCAACAACGACAAAGACAUGAACGACUGGCUCUAUGCCUUCAACCCACUGCUGGCAGGAACAAUAAGGUCAAAGUUGGCGAGGAGGCGUUCUGGCUUGAUGAAGAACUAACAGGCCUCCUCUUACUCUGGCUGGCCUUUGAACAUAACAAGUGUUAACACUUAUUAAUCUUUGUGAUUAUUGACGUUUUUUUUUUUCUCUCUCUUGUACGUUGACCUGUGGCUUAAGUCUCUACUCCAGCAAAUGAACUUUAUUUUUAAGUUCCAAAAUAACCUGCUUCGUCCUCCUCCUCUCCCCCUCUUCACUCUUCUCCCUCCUCUCUCGAUUUCUCUCUGCCCUGCCUUCCGUGUUUUCAUUUAGAUUUGUCCCUGACCCCUCCCUCUUGUUUUGGCCCUGUUACAUUAUUUGUCAUAACAGGAAAAGAAACCUUCUAGCUAGUAGCAUGUUGUAGUAGUCUAUUUGUGUGUGCACGGUUCUUAAGAACAGACUUUCUCUUUGCUCUUGUUUUUUUUAUUCAUCUGUAGAGAUCGUCCUCAUCAGUGUUAUCCGUCAGGCAGAAACCCUCGUCUGGCAGCAUGAAAACAGCCACAGUGCUCAGGGGAAGACUUAGGUUUGCUGACUAAAAAAAAAAAUCUGAAGGGCACUAUCAGUACCCGCCAACACCCUCACUCAUUAUUGAUGAGAAGUCUGAAGGAGAAAACAAUUAAGUAAUUAUAAUAACAAUAGUAUAAGGAAAAUAAGAGGGAGGGAAUCCGCUCGCCCCUAUGUAAAAUGGAGUGUUGGCGCAUGAAAUGUUGCUGCUAGUGAUAUUGAGUAAACCUCAUGGAGUCUAGCUUUUACAUCAAUAGAUCAUCUAAAUUGACGCGCUGAAUUAGGAGAUCUAAAGGGGCCUCUAUCUUUCUCGCCAAUGUUACUGCAACAUUAAACUUGCUAUGCUAUACAAGCCUCCCCCGGUGGCAUAGGUAGCUACCUGAUCCUCUCUCCCUAGUUUGUGUACAUAUUAGGGGAAAGGGGCACCGCGGAGUGUUUCAGAGGGACAGCAGGUUUGUAUGUUCAUCAUUGUCGCAUCCACUUUUCCCAGACACUUUUCAUUGAACAGACUCCCUCUACCCCAGUGCAAUUGAGCUCCCAACCCCCCCACCCUCACCCCUCCCCCUGCCCCCAAAGCCAGGUUAUCAGCGGUGCGCUCAACAUCGUAGACAUUCAACUUGCAUUAGAUAGCGAAACACAAACGUACAGAAGAACAAAGAGGAAAAGACUGUGAAGGGAAUGUCAUUUGUACAUACUUUUCAGGAUUACUGUGCUUUAACCACUACUUAUAAAGACCUGACAUUCCUUUUGCACUUAUGCGUUUUUUCCUUAUCAUGGAAUAUUACUGAUGGCGAAAAAGUUGGGAUCAAAGUAGCUCAUCCAGUGGCAGAAAUAUGACUUGACACCCCGAGUUGUUGAUGAUAGUGGGAGAACUUCUCAAAAUAUCUCAGACACCAGGGAUUUAAGGACCUGGCAACUUAACAUGUGCUUGUUAUUUCAUUGAACAUCAUAUUAACCUUGUAGUCAGGAUCUGAGAGAUUCCCUGUUGACCUGUGGUAUUCUCAGGCCCUAGUUAACCCCAAGUCCUAAUCCCCUAGUCUGGGUACUGUACCAGGGGCAUCAGGCCAGAUUUCCAGAUUUCCUUUAGAAUAUACAGUACACGACAGACCAGAUGACUUAACAGCAAAUUCCUUGAUUUAUAAGCAUUCUUGAAACUUAUCCUUGUAUUUCCUUAUUGUACUCAUACUGUUAAUUUAUUUUUUUAUUAACACCGUUGUUUUAUACUACCCACUCAUUCGUUCAAGUAAUCUGCAAUGAAAGAAAAAAAAACUUAUGUGAGAAGGGCAUUUUCGUUCCUUUUUAUCCAGUGAUAUUUAAUGUUGUUUUGCACAUUUAAAAUGCUCAUUUACCAAGCAUAAUGAAAUAGUAGAUGUUCAGGUGGUCUCAGCACUGUCUGGUUAGAAAAAAAUGGGAUUUCUUUUGAAGUCGCUAAUGCAAGAAGCUAAUGCUUAACUCUACUGUAGAGUGUCUAGUGUGGCGGAGUGGAGUGGAGACAACAAAAUGGAUGACCAAAAUGCUCUGAGCUUAUUUUACUAUUAUUUUUUUCUCUGAAAAUCCUUGCUCUGAGUGCCAUGUGGAUCCAGCACCUGAAGCUGAAUUUGUAGUUUUUAUGUGGUUUGUCUUUAUUCUGUGCCACAUGAGAGAUGGUUUUUGUGAGGGGCACAGACGGAGGUUGCAGCAGGACUCUGGCCAGCCAACCAGUAGGACCUGCAUUUCAAACCUGACUGUCCUGAUUGUAUGGAUAUCUAAAGGCACCAUCUCUUCAACUGGCCACACAAUUCAGCCGCAAUUUACCCUGUAAAAAUCAGGGGGAUUGAUAUGCAUUGAAUCAUUGAAUCUUUUGCAGUUGUACAUUCACAAAGACAUUUUAUACAGAACAAAGAUGAAAACAGCUGUUGGUUUUGACCAUGGGUUGACCAGCCUAAUGGCUCACCAAGCUGUUGGAUUUAUUUAACAUCUGUGGAAAGUGUUUGCACUGAAAAUAAAUUUUCUCUCAAAUUGCAUACAUUUUAAGGUGAAACACUGUUCAUGUGGCACCGAAGCAAAUCUAUGACGAGCAUGAUCUUUGAGAACAGUUUGAAAAAGCACCAGAGCAAAGAAUUUCAAGGGUUUUGAAUGGCUUGGGUUACUAAUGUGUAGUGGACAUUUCAUUGACUGUAUUUAUUGUUUUGCAUUGUAUAUAUUAGUUUGCAGCUCUUUGCACAUAAUAAAUGGUUCUAACUAACGGAUCAAAUCAAA
Messenger RNA from Alosa alosa (allis shad), 8513 nucleotides. It is a transcript of the gene kif1b, whose product is annotated as kinesin family member 1B. Gene Ontology annotation, biological process: microtubule-based movement. Gene Ontology annotation, molecular function: microtubule binding; microtubule motor activity; ATP binding. The record is from RefSeq and is a predicted model, not a curated record. Lineage: Eukaryota; Metazoa; Chordata; Actinopteri; Clupeiformes; Clupeidae.